Molecule: messenger RNA, 474 nt
Organism: Penicillium malachiteum
Lineage: Eukaryota; Fungi; Ascomycota; Eurotiomycetes; Eurotiales; Aspergillaceae
Exons: 2
Coding region: 1-474 (157 amino acids)
Source: RefSeq, a predicted model, not a curated record
AUGUAUGACACCUAUGAGCCUGGCCACCAAGCCCAACUGAACUUCGACUCUCUGAGAUUCUUCCAUUAUGACAGCACGAGCAAUUUGUCUUGUGCAGCUGUCCCGGCCAGCCUAAUGCCAUUGAAGACUGCGCUGGACACCAGACUUGCGACCAGCCCAAUUCAUCCUCAACUACCUCAGGUCAAUACGACCAAGAUGGUUCAGCUGUCAGCCCGGUGCCUAGAAAGACUACCACCUUCCAGCACAUCUUGUAUCAAGGCACACGCCGCCAAUAUUUCGCGAGGGGUGACAAUGAAUCAGUGUGCCAGACAAGUCUACAAACACACUCCGCUAUGGACAAAGAGGUAUGGUGGACAACUCGGAGAUGGGCGUGACUACAGGACGCUCGUUCCGGCAAUCUCCCAGAUGAUCCCGGUAGUGCGGCCAACCCAUUAUGGCGAGAAGGUGGGCCCCUCAGUUGAGCAUACCGUGUGA